Aricia agestis (brown argus) is the source of this 4674-nucleotide messenger RNA. RefSeq names its product mitogen-activated protein kinase kinase kinase 15 (gene Ask1). The transcript is spliced from 25 exons. NCBI's taxonomy places the organism in Eukaryota, Metazoa, Arthropoda, Insecta, Lepidoptera, Lycaenidae. The record is from RefSeq and is a predicted model, not a curated record. Gene Ontology annotation, molecular function: ATP binding; protein kinase activity. Bases 101 to 4207 code for a protein of 1368 amino acids. Gene Ontology annotation, biological process: MAPK cascade; protein phosphorylation.
AAGCUGCAUGAGGACUUGUUGUGAAUGAGUUCUCUUCAAUAUUUAUUUUCAAAAUUUAUAUUGUGUGUUUCCACCAAAUAUGUAAAUUAGUGAUUGGAAAAUGAUAACUUUUAGUUCUGCAAAUGCUUCUUCGGCGCUGGAGGAAAGUGGAGACGUAAAAAGUAUUUGCGAAAGUGUGUGCAGCGAUGGAUCUAAUGCUACGGUGCAGGCCGGGUCUUCGAACCAGAGGCCACGGAUGGACAUCGCCUGCGUCCUGGACGUGAACCAAACACAGAAUCUUGCUCACAGAAAAAGAGCAUUAGAAGAAGUGCGCUUAGCCGCUGAACUCGUUAAUGCUAAUUUAUAUCAUAUCCAUUUUGAGAAGUUAGACUUUGGUGAAACAAGCGUGUUGGACACAUUCUACAAUGCAGACGUCGCCCUCGUGGACCUCAGCGUUCAGCUUCAGCAGAGAUCCCUGCUGUACCACCUCGGAGUGCGGGAGAGCUUUGACAUGAAGGAGAAUGUGCUGCUUUAUAAUGAUGUAGAUCCAGACGCCACUUUGAGACUAAAGAUAUCUCUACCGAAUUUCCUCUUCGUGUCAUACAAACUGACAGACUUGGGGACGUGUGUGACGACGAAUCCGGCCGCAGCUAAAUUCAAGGGGGAGGAGUCCUCGGAUCCUAAACAACAUCUAACACUGCGACUGAAGAACAUCCUACAGGAUGUCGAAGUGCAGACAAAAGCCCACCUCCAAGAGAAGUUCCUGUCGGAUCUCCGCAAAGCGCGCGAAACGUACACGGGGGCGGAGCUUGCGAGCGUACUGCACGCAAUGCGGCGCCGCCUCGACGAUCCAGCCGUAUUAUCCGGCGACACGAUAUUGAACUUGCUGAUAUCGUACCGAGAGAUUCAGGACUACGACGCAAUAGUCCAAGUCGUUGAUGAUUUGAAGACUAUAAUGAACAGGAAGAACUAUAUCAAUAUGCCGAUUAUUAGGUUCAUGUACGCGUUCGCUAUGAACAGGAGGAACAAGGAGGGCGACAGGGAUAACGCACUGCGGGUCUGCGUCAAGGCGCUAGAGAAGAAAGAGAACAGAUUUCCAGACAUGCUGUGUCUAUGCGGUCGGAUAUACAAAGACAAAUUCGUAGAAUCUCAACACUCUGAUUUAGAGAGCUUAACUAAUGCUAUACACUGGUACAGACAAGGCUUCGAAGUACAACCAAAUGAAUAUGCGGGUAUUAAUCUGGCAACACUGUUAGUUAUUGCUGGCAAUGACUUCAAAGAUUCACAAGAACUGCAACACAUAGGUAUAGUUCUAAAUCAUCUAAUAGGCAAAAAGGGCAGCUUGUCGUCUCUCAAAGACUACUGGGAUGUGGCGACAUUCUUCGAGAUUUCAGUGCUAGCUCAAGAUUAUGUCAAGGCGAUACAAGCGGCCGAGUGUAUGUUCAAGUUGAAACCGCCGAAUUGGUACCUCAAGUCUACGAUUGGGAACAUCGAAUUGAUUGAUAGAUUUCGAAAGAAAAGCGAGGAAACAUCCCCCGAACAACAGGUGUUUUCAUUUUGGAUGGAAUUCUUUGUCGAAGCGACCAAGAGCACCUGUGAAAAUAUUAUACGCUUUCCUGUAGUAAUAUUAGAAACGACGAAAGUGUACGUGCCGUCGUAUUUAAACGUGAACAUGGGCGCGGAACAGAAGUCCAUAGAGAUAUUCAACCUUUGCCUGGACUCGAUGCGCGGGGAAUGUCGGCAGGUGCACCGAUGGUUGUUCACCUCUGACAUGAUACGGACUUACAGUUUAUACAAGCGCGACGAGCGAUGCCUGUUUUUAUACGUGAGCGAGAACUCGGAUGACUUCCAAAUUUUUCUUCCCUCGGCCGCGUUCCGUCAACACCUGUAUGACUUGCUGGGAGAGUUGACAGCCGAUCACGAGAAGGUCGCUGACCUCGAUACCAGUGUUAUGCAGGAUCAACUCAAGUUCGAGUACGAGUUAGACGACUGCAAUAAGCGCGUUGUGCUCGGUAAGGGCACGUACGGCGUUGUGUACGCGGCGCGCGACCUCAACACGCAAGUACGGAUCGCGGUCAAGGAGAUACCGGAGCGGAACCUCGGCGACGUCCAGCCGCUGCACGAGGAGAUAUUGCUCCACUCGCAGCUGCGGCACAGGAAUAUUGUGCAGUAUUUGGGCUCAAUAUCCGAAGAUAACUACUUCAAAAUUUUCAUGGAGCAAGUUCCGGGAGGUUCCCUAUCCGCUCUGCUCAGAUCUAAAUGGGGACCUCUAAAGGAAAACGAAGCAACCAUAUCGUAUUACACAAAACAAAUAUUAGAAGGUUUGAAAUACCUUCACGAUCAGAAAAUAGUUCAUCGGGACAUCAAAGGCGACAACGUGCUAGUGAACACGUACAGCGGUGUUGUCAAAAUAUCCGACUUCGGUACGUCCAAGCGUCUGGCGGGCUUGUGUCCGUCUACGGAGACGUUUGCGGGCACGUUACAGUACAUGGCUCCGGAGGUUAUAGACAAAGGGCAGAGAGGAUAUGGGGCGCCUGCUGACAUUUGGUCGUUAGGUUGUACUGUGGUAGAAAUGGCUACAGGAAAUCCACCAUUCAUGGAACUGGGAUCACCGCAAGCUGCUCUAUUCAAGGUUGGCUACUACAAAAUGCACCCUGAGCUGCCAAGUGAACUAUCUAUUAAAGCAAAGAAUUUCAUACUACGAUGCUUUAUUCCCGAUCCUGAGAAACGAGCCACGGCUGCAGAAUUAUUAGAAGAUCCAUUCUUAUGCGAAAAAAAGAAGUCCACUACUCGUCUUGCUAACAGUCUGGACUAUAGCCGAAGUAUAUCCGUUCCGGCCGAUAAAGCCAGACCGCCUCUAGCUCAGAAGAAAAUCUCAGAGCCAAGUCUACCUGGCAACUUACCUAGCUCGCCUGAAAUUGAGGUUAAAACGGUCCGGUCUAACCCGACAAUCACUAGGACGGCCUCCUCGAUGCUAUCGCCGAUAUUGAUAUACCCACCGGAACUGUCCAACAGCAGUACAAUGCCGAAUACACCGUCUACAGAUGACAUGGAAAAUUCUGAUACGAUACUAAAUAGGAGAAGCUCUUCCGGCGGUUUGCUUUCUCCUGAGGUCGAUAUGAUCAACGUACCACGAUCGUCGAUAGAUAUAGAGCACGACGGUUUCUAUUUGCUGAAGAAAGAUUCACAACGACGUCUCACUCUCUCUCGAGUAUUAGAGCAGGACAGCGAGAAGAUUUGCUCAAAAUGGAUGCUGAGUAUACAACAAGACUUCGGCAAUACCGUCUUGACUAUGAAUCACCUAGAAACUCUCCGAUGUGCGUUGAAAGACUACAUCAUGGAUCCAAAUCGCAGCGUCAUAGAGCGAGCUAUAACGUCAUUAAAGGAAGAACUAGACUUUGAUUCGAUCGCGAUAAACGAACUGCACUCAGCGAUAUACAUGUUUCAAGAGGCUGUAAAUGUAGUUCUGAGGAUGCACAGCAUAAAACCUCAUUGGAUGUUCGCGUUGGACAACUUAGUUCGGAACGCCGUACAAGCGGCCAUCACAGUAUUAUCUCCCGAGUUGGGUGCGAAUCUGGCGGGCGAAGCGCCAGAGCGUCGCGCAGCGGAUCCGUCCCCGUCCGCGCUGUCCACCGCCACCUCGCGGGACCGCGACCAGCUGCAGAUGCACUCGCUGCGACAGGAUAAUCACAAGCUUCAACAGGAACUAAUCGAGAGCUACCAUCAAUAUCAGUCGCUGUUGAAGUUGAUGCUGGAAGAACAAAGGAUACAGACACAAUUGUUGAAAGAUAUCAUUUCGGAAAAGAGACCACGGUCUCGAUCAGUGGAUUCAGAUGAUGACGGCGAAGAGGACGUCGCGUUAACGUCGUGGGUGGCGGCGCGCGGGCUCCCGCCGUCUGUGGGCCGCACGCUCGCAGCGCAGCGGUAUACGCUCACAGAUCUACUCGCGCACGCGCAGAGAGAUGACAUCACGCGGCUGCAAUUCAAAGGCGGUAUAGAGCUUCGCUUGUGGCGCGCAAUAGUAGAGCAUCGAAUGCAGACCAAUGAGAACCAUCUUCGUCGGGCUAGUAGCACAGAGACCGACAUGGAUACAAACUCCAUGGUGGUGGUGGAAUGUCAGAAGUGCAAGUCCCGUACCACUUCCCAGCCGACUAUAGUCAUAAGAGAUGAGGCGCAGGGCGAGCUGGUAUCGAACGGGGAUUGUACUGACAGCGAGGUCAACCUCUGACUAUUGCGCGGGUGGUGCACUCUACAAUGAUAUAAGAUAUAUAGCUGCUAUUCCGAUAAACUGAUACAUUAGAAGUGUGACUUUCUGGAUCGAAUCAAAAUGCAUUGUUCGUCAAAACGCAGUCUUCGUGUUAUUCUUUUAAACAUGGUGUAAAAUGUUCUUGAAGGUUCGAUUUGGAAUAGCAGCAUAUAAAUAACGGUCUACAUACUUAAUACAAUCUAAAGCUGUACAAAGCCUAAACUUAACAAUAAUUUGCAAUAGAAUAUAUCAUUGGCUUUCUAAUUUACUGUAGAAUUGGAUUUCUAAAUAAACAAUUAUUAAGUUCUAAUUAAAAUAACCACAUUAAUGUUUGAAGCAGCUUGUCGCUAUACAUAAACACUUAAAGUUGUGUGCCGCCCUAAUAUGUUUGUAUAUAUUAAUUGUAUGCUUCAGUCGUAGACUAGAAUGAAAAGGUCAUGGAUCUAUAU